Molecule: messenger RNA, 1272 nt
Organism: Closterium sp. Naga37s-1
Lineage: Eukaryota; Viridiplantae; Streptophyta; Zygnematophyceae; Desmidiales; Closteriaceae
Source: the annotation of a GenBank genome assembly
AUGGAGUCGCUGCCCGCGGACGUGGUCUACACCGUGCUCCGCCUCGCGCAGCCCGCGGGGCUGCAGAUCGCGCGGCUCGCGUGCGUGUCGACGGGGUUUGCGCGGAUGGCGAAGGAGCAUCUCUGGAGGUGGCACUGCCGCGACCAACUCGCCGUCGACGCAUCCCCGAGCGACGCGCAACGCUCCGACUCCAAGGCUGUAGCCGAUGCCAACGCCGUUCGUGACGCACCCGCUGCGAUCACGGCCAGCGGUGAAGAUCCAGAAUACAGGCGCGAACGGUUGGAGCGCAUGCUGCACGACAUGGGAAGCGAAGAAGUUCUCACCCUCGCGAAGCUCGUGAACUUGUGUCCAGGCGUGCGACCCGCGCUGCUGCGAGGCAGGGAGUACAAGGCAAUGAUUUGCGGGUGCGGCAGCAGCCUCCAGUGCGCGUGCUGGCAGCCUUUCGCGAGCGUGGAAGGCCAUCCCAGUAGCGCGCCUCACUUCCGCCCUGGCAAGUUUGAGAUCAUGGAUAUCGUUCGCGCCGGCGUUCCAGCGGUCCAUUUCCUGAUCUCAUCGUGCUUUGUGCAUUUACGCGAGGAGCACGACGCCGUGCCGUUUCUUCUAAUUCGAGGACUUGAUAUGGACUUUCAAAGCUCCAAGAUGUACGAGUCUCAGACCCCCUUCGUUUGUGACGAGCACUGCCCAUAUUGCUCCUCCCAGGGGCAUCUGUACGGGCUGCGGCGUCUGGGCGAAGCCAUGAGGGCAAGCAGCUCAAUGGCGGAAGUGGAGGUGGAGAGGGUUGAAGGGCACGACGGCAGUCAGAGCAGCCAGGGCAGCGAGGACAACGAGGAGGGCGAGAGGGAGGCGUCGGAUGAGGCGUACUAUGCGAUGUUGGGGAGGGUGCUGCAGCGGGUGGUGCGGGGGGGGUUGGAGGAGGGGGAAUAUGAUGUGAGCAUCGAGGAGGGGGAAACUGAUGAUGAUGUGAGCACCGAGGAGGGGGAAACUGAUGAUGAUGUCGAACCGGGCACUCCCACCAGUGGAGCACAGGCAGUUGCUCUCACCGUCCCAGCUGGGCCAGCUGCGACACCUGAGCUUGCACGUGCACAUAUGGUGGAGGCUGCUGCCAGUGCUGCUGCUGCACCAGCACAUGCACCAAAUGCUGCUCCUGUGGACGUCACUGUGCCUUCUGCUACGAGUGGUGCUGCCUCUGCUGCGGCAUCAGACUCUGCCAGUCUGCUUCCCACGGCAGCAGCCAUUCCUCAUAGACAACUGUUAGAGGCACCACAACUCUGA